This is a messenger RNA of Myripristis murdjan (pinecone soldierfish), 5297 nucleotides long. It is a transcript of the gene pds5a, whose product is annotated as PDS5 cohesin associated factor A. The record is from RefSeq and is a predicted model, not a curated record. NCBI's taxonomy places the organism in Eukaryota, Metazoa, Chordata, Actinopteri, Holocentriformes, Holocentridae. The transcript has 33 exons. Gene Ontology annotation, cellular component: chromatin; nucleus. Bases 190 to 4083 code for a protein of 1297 amino acids. Gene Ontology annotation, biological process: mitotic sister chromatid cohesion; DNA repair.
UUUGUGGUGCAGUUCCCUCGUGAAACCGAGGGGGGCGCUCUGCCACCAGCCUUCACAGACAGCACUGACUGAGGGGAGAGAGAGCUUUGUGCCGAAAACUAGAAACCCAACCUGUGUCAGACUAAUGAAUGAAAACGGCCCACUUGAGAGAGGCCAGUAGAAGACCGUGUGGAUUAUACAUCAACAAGCAUGGAGUUCCCGCAACAGCAGAAACCGGCGGGGGACGGAAAGAUCGUCUAUCCGCCGGGAGUGAAAGAGAUUACGGACAAGAUCAGUAACGAUGAGGUGGUCAAACGGUUGAAGAUGGUGGUGAAGACCUACAUGGACAUGGACCAAGACUCAGAAGAAGAGAAGCAGCAGUAUCUGGGCCUGGCACUUCACCUGGCCUCAGAGUUCUUCCUCAGGAACCCUAAUAAGGACGUACGACUCCUGGUGGCCUGCUGUCUGGCUGACAUCUUCAGGAUCUACGCCCCCGAGGCCCCUUACACCUCCCAUGACAAGCUCAAGGACAUCUUCCUGUUCAUCACCAGACAGCUAAAGGGACUGGAAGACACCAAGAGCCCUCAGUUUAACAGAUACUUCUAUCUACUGGAGAACCUGGCAUGGGUGAAGUCCUACAACAUCUGCUUUGAGCUGGAGGACUGUAACGAGAUCUUUAUCCAGCUUUUCAAAACACUCUUCUCUGUCAUCAAUAAUAGCCAUAAUCAGAAGGUGCAGAUGCACAUGAUGGACCUGAUGAGUUCUAUCAUCAUGGAGGGGGACGGAGUCACACAGGAGCUGCUGGAUACCAUCCUCAUCAACCUCAUCCCUGCACACAAGAACCUGAACAAGCAAGCAUAUGACCUUGCCAAGACCCUGCUGAAGAGGACCGUCCAGACCAUAGAGACAUGCAUUGCUAACUUCUUCAACCAGGUGUUAGUGAUGGGCAAGUCAUCAGUCAGCGACCUAUCAGAGCACGUCUUCGACCUAAUCCAGGAACUCUUCGCCAUCGACCCUCUGCUGCUUACCUCUGUCAUGCCUCAGCUGGAGUUCAAACUCAAGAGUAAUGAUGGCGAGGAGCGUCUAGCUGUGGUGCGGCUGCUAGCUAAAUUGUUUGGGGCCAAAGACUCUGAGCUGGCCACGCAGAACAGACCUCUAUGGCAGUGUUUCUUAGGACGGUUCAAUGACAUCCAUGUUCCUGUCAGGCUGGAGUGUGUAAAGUUUGCCAGCCAUUGCCUCAUGAACCACCCAGACCUGGCCAAAGACCUCACAGAGUACUUGAAGGUGCGUUCCCAUGACCCAGAGGAGGCCAUCCGUCAUGAUGUCAUCGUCACCAUCAUCAAUGCCGGGAAGAAAGACCUCAACUUGGUUAAUGACCAGCUGUUGGGCUUUGUACGGGAAAGAACCUUAGACAAGAGGUGGCGUGUGCGUAAGGAGGCCAUGAUGGGUUUGGCCCAGCUUUAUAAGAAGUACUGUCUGCACCAUGAGGCAGGGAAGGAGUCGGCCCUGAAGAUCAGCUGGAUCAAAGACAAGCUGCUGCACAUCUACUACCAGAACAGCAUCGACGACAAGUUGUUAGUGGAGAAGAUCUUUGCCCAGUACAUGGUCCCUCACAGUCUCGACACAGAGGAGAAGAUGAAGUGUCUGUACUACCUGUACGCCUGCUUGGACACAAAUGCUGUCAAGGCUCUGAAUGAGAUGUGGAAGUGUCAGAACAUGCUCAGAGGCCUGGUCAGAGAGCUGCUGGACCUCCACAAGCUGCCAGUGUCUGAGGCCAAUAACACAGCCAUGUUUGGGAAGCUGAUGACUAUUGCCAAGAACCUGCCAGAUGCAGGCAAGGCUCAGGACUUCAUGAAGAAGUUCAACCAGGUCCUUGGUGAGGAUGAGAAGCUCCGAGUCCAGCUAGAGACGCUCAUCAGCCCGACCUGUUCCUGCAAACAGGCUGAGCUCUGUGUGAGGGAGAUCACUCGGAAGCUUACAUUCCCCAAACAGCCCACCAACCCCUUCCUGGAGAUGGUCAAGUUCCUGCUGGAGCGCAUUGCUCCCGUCCACAUCGACUCUGAGGCUAUCAGUGCUCUGGUGAAGCUACUGAACAAGUCCAUUGAGGGCACAGCUGAUGAUGAUGAAGAGGGAGUUACCCCUGACACGGCCAUCCGCUCUGGCCUGGAACUACUCAAGGUCCUGUCAUUCACCCACCCCACUGCAUUCCACUCAGCGGAGACCUACGAGUCUUUGCUCCAGUGUUUGAAGAUGGAGGACGACAAGGUGGCCGAGGCGGCCAUCCAGAUCUUCAGAAACACAGGGCAGAAGAUUGAGACGGAGCUGCAACAGAUAAGAUCGACUCUGAUUCCCAUCUUGCAUCAGAAAGCCAAGCGCGGUACGCCCCACCAGGCCAAGCAGGCUGUUCAUUGCAUCCAUGCCAUUUUCAACAACAAGGAAGUCCAGCUGGCACAGAUUUUUGAGCCUUUGUCUCGUAGUCUAAACGCAGACGUCCCAGAGCAGCUGAUCACUCCCCUUGUGUCCCUGGGCCACAUCUCCAUGUUGGCCCCAGAUCAGUUUGCUUCGCCAAUGAAGUCCAUUGUGGCCAACUUCAUCGUCAAGGACUUGCUCAUGAAUGAUAGGUCAAUAGGAAACAAGAAUGGGAAGCUGUGGACGACUGAUGAGGAAGUUUCACCUGAGGUUCUAGCUAAGGUGCAGGCCAUCAAGCUGCUGGUGCGCUGGUUACUGGGAAUGAAGAACAACCAGUCCAAGUCGGCUAACUCCACCCUGCGCCUGCUGUCAGCCAUGCUAGUCAGCGAGGGAGACCUCACAGAGCAGAAGAAGAUCAGUAAAUCAGACAUGUCUCGUCUGAGGCUGGCUGCAGGUGGAGCCAUCAUGAAACUGGCCCAGGAGCCCUGUUACCAUGACAUCAUCACGCCUGAACAGUUCCAGCUCUGUGGCCUCGUCAUCAAUGAUGAGUGCUACCAGGUUCGUCAGAUCUUUGCCCAAAAGUUGCACCUGGCUCUAGUAAAACUGCUGCUGCCGCUGGAGUACCUGGCUGUGUUUGCCCUCUGUGCUAAGGACCCGGUCAAGGAGCGCCGCGCCCACGCCCGACAGUGCCUCCUCAAAAACAUCUCCGUCCGUAGAGAGUACAUCAAACAAAACCCACUUGCUCAUGAAAAACUUGUGUCCCUCCUUCCUGAAUACGUGGUUCCCUACAUGAUCCACCUGCUGGCCCAUGACCCCGACUUCACAAAACCACAGGAAUAUGAACAGCUCAAAGACAUCAAAGAGUGCCUGUGGUUCAUGCUGGAGGUGCUGAUGACCAAGAAUGAGAACAACAGCCACGCCUUUUUGAGGAAGAUGGUGGAGAACAUCAAACAGACCAAGGAUGCACAGUGUCCUGAUGAUGCAAAGGCCAACGAGAAGCUGUAUAUCGUGUGUGAUGUCGCUCUCUUCGUCAUCGCCAACAAGAGCACUGCCUGCCACCUGGAAUCACCAAAAGAACCCGUCCUACCUACCAAGUUCUUCCUCAUGCAGGACAAGGACUUCAAAAACGAUAAAGACUAUCUGUCGGGAGAGAUGAGACAAAUGCUGCUCACUGGAAAGCCUAAGCCACCUCCAGUGCUGGCAGCUGUGAACAAGCCUCUGACAGUACCAGGGAGGAGGAUCUUCACUAAAACCACCACGUCCUCAGACACAGCCAGCAACGCCAGCUCCAACUCCAACUCCCAGCUCAGCUCCUCAGCCAAUAACAAGAACAGUAACAGCAAUGCUGCAACAGAGACAUCAGAUAGCAGAGCACAGGAAAACAAUGAAAACCCGGUCAUCAAGAAUGAUGAUGGGAAGAAGGAGGAGGCAGGUCAGAAUGCAUCCCCUGACGCCACAACAGAAGCAUCUCCCGCAAAACGGCGUGGCCGCCCGCCAAAGUCAGCAGCCGCUGUCCCUCCUGUAGCAGCUGAAAAGGAGGGAGGGGCGGUAGCAGGGGGCGGAGCCGGCAGAGGCAGGAAGAGGGCAGCUGACACCACCUCUGACCCAUCUGCAGAGUCAAUCAACAUCAAGGUGUCAAAACAACAGCAGCAGAAGGAUGAAGGGACAAAGAGACAGAUUGACUUGCAGAGGUAAAGAGGAAAUGGACGAAGGCGAGAUCAAAACUGUAGAGAACGGGCCAGACUCUCCUCAUACCCCCCAGCCCUACAUACAUGCUCCUCUAAAGCUCUUCUGGACACAUGAUGGACCUUUCUUACACACGUUCAUAUACAUAUGUGCGCGCACACCACUGACAUCCUAGAAGGUUUUAAACACCUUGUAGUCAUGAUUUGAAGCUCAUUGUAUGUAGAUCUUACUCUCAAAAACAUGUUAUUUUUUCCUUUGUGUUUGUUGCUCUUUGCUUCUUUUGUGGAGCCAUUUUUAAGAAAAAAAAAAACAGGAUGGACAUUUUACAAAACGUUUUAAUCUGGUUGAUUGUUGCUUAUUAAAUUCCCUGGGAAAAUCCUACUGUAUGCCUCCUGACCUCUUCCUCCUCAGUGGUCUCUGUUGCACAAUGUUCUUAUUUUGGGCUUGCUUUCUGGUCACCUGUUUUACUUUUUAGUAUUUGUAUAUACCCACAUGGCUUCUCAGUUUAACUUUGAAUAUCCUUGAGAAUUGAAAAUUGCAAGAGAUGGGUAGAAUAUGGGAACAUCAAAGCAUCAGGAGUGGUGCAUUUAACAGACAAACGAUGCAAAUUCAAACCCAUUCCUUUGUUUCCCCCCUUAGAGAUUGUUGACAUCAAUUUUAUAAACUGGGAUAUUGAAGUUUCUAACUUUUGUGCUGUAUCUUGGUUAUAGUUCUGUCAGAAGGCCAGGUAGACACUCCUGGUGGCAUCUUUAUUGCCUCCUGUAAUGUUUUUGAAGGCCUUUGAUUCAUUUCCAGUUUGCUGAUGGAAAUAUUGCAACUGUCAAAGAACUUUGGAGACUUUAACCUAAGCUCUUUUCUUCUUACUUUGUCAUCCCCCGGACUGGUCAGGGGGUCUGAAAUCCAGCUGGAUAUGAAUUACAUAAUUUUACUCUUUUUUUACUGCUGAAGUACGUAACAGUACUUCACUUUGGAAUGCAUACAGAUCAUAAAUUACUAUACAGGUAUGUGUCCAAGCUUUUGUCAUCUUUUACAACUGAAUAUUUUUUGUACCUUUCUUUUUCUGUCAGGUUUUUGUAGGGUAAAGCCUGCUGUUAAGCAUCGAAUGAGUGGAAACCUCAAGGGUUGUGUUGAUAAUGACUUAUUUUUGAUGUAGUUAAAGUAUGUUUAUUCUCAUGAUCAUAUUUAAUUUUCUUUUUUCCAGAAAAUAAAUGCUUUUAGAUGUU